AUGACAGGAGGUAAUGCAGAAGUUUCAAAAAAAAUCCGAGCUGCUAUAAAAGCUAAAUUGGAAGAGCUCGGUGUAUACGUAGAUGAAGAACUGCCUGAUUAUAUCAUGGUAAUGAUUGCAAACAAGAAGGAAAAAGUGCAAAUGAAGGAAGAUUUGCUUUUGUUUUUAGGCAAAAAUGCUGAAAAAUUCGUUGAUUGGCUUUUCGAGAUUUUCGAACGUCUACAGUCUGCUACUGCUAUGGAUACUGUUCAAGAUAUAAAUGAUAAUAAGCGCAGGGAUAACGAAAGCAGUCAAAAAAAAGAAAGUGAAAGUUCAAAUAAACGACAAAAGGAUAAAGUGGUAGAAAAAAAGAAAAAACGGGACAGCUCCGAUCAUUCUAAAAAUAUCUUAAAGGAGCAAGAAAAAAAGGAUAAAGGCCGGCAACGUGGAGCAAAAGAAGCUAACAAGAAAGAAGGUGGUGAGAAGCAUAUAAGUGUAGCAAAGGUGGUAAAGUCAAAGCCUUCCCGCAAAACGAAAUCUCCUCCUGCACUUCUGGAAAAAACAUAUCGACAUAAAAGAUCAGAAAGCAUGGAACGUCGAGCAACUGCUCAUUCUGGAAUAAGACGAGAGAGUGAAAAAAUUGGUCGGAAAUCUGCUCAUGUGAAGUCGAAAACAGAAAAUGAAUUAGAAGAAGAGACAAAAAGUAAGGCAGGGAACACAAGAAAAAGGAACGAUGACAAAGAUAGCCGAGUUAGGAGAAAUGAUAGCAAGGCAUCAAAUGAUCCAGCACAUAGUGCUUCGCACCAGCGAAAACGUAAAACAUCAUCUCGAUCGCCAUCAAUAGAAAAAGAUGUUGGUAAUUCAGUGCUAGCAGGGGAUUCUGUUUGUGAUUCAAGAACGAAAAAGGUACAGUCAUCUGCGGUUGUUAAAUUACUACCGGAGCCCUCAGUAAAAUCAGUAUCUUCUCAAGUAGUUGUUAAACGAAAACUACCUGAGAAAGAAAUAACAACUAAACAAUCACGUGGUGUAAAGUCGUUGUUUCUGAAAGCAAUCAAAGAAGCAGGUGAAACAACUCGAACGGCUAGCCAUAUUGCUGGUUAUGGCGGUGGAGUAGCAGUGAAAAAUGAUAAGGACUUUGUGGAUCAUGGAAAAAAGCAGAAUGACUCCGUUGUCUUAGAUGAAGAAGAGAGUAUUGAAAUUGAUGUUUACGACGAUAUCGGAGAUGCUUUAGUUGUAAUGCCUGAUGAAACAUCUGGUGGAGAUAGUAGUAACCGUUCAGUCGUACAGGCUGUUGAUGAUUGCAAUUCAAGUGAACCGGAGGUAGAAAGAAAACGUUUUCGAGCGCAUGGACCAAGUUCUGCAGAGGAGCCAAAAUUUUAUAUAACUCUGAAAGGCGAUGCGAUCACUGGUUUGGCUAAACAACUCACAAAGAUUGGUGAAGGGAGUGUUGAAAUUGUGAAUAAAAAAGUUAAAACGCGUAAACGUCUAAAUGAAACAAAUCCAAUUCUAGCUCAUUUGAAUAUAGCACCCAAGCAAGCUAAAAGAGAACCUACCCAUGAUAGAACAGUCGUCAGUAGUAUGGAGCAUAAUACGUGUCUAAUUUCUCCUAGCAACGAAGUAUCCAUAAAUACAGUAGAUGAAUCAAAGCCUGUGCCAACUUGGGAUUUGCAGAUACAGCUUCCAGAAGAUGAUACAAGUGAUGACAAUGAAGAUGAUGGUGAUGAUGAAGCACAAAUUGAUGCUGUCUUGGCGAGUGCUCAAACGGUUGGUCAAAAUUUCGAUGAAGUGCAGUCAGCGUCGAAUUUAUCUAGUUCAUUGUUUCAUCCCAAAGCACCUCCACCACAGCUCUUUUAUUCAACACCCCGGCAAAAUAUGUAUGCUCUUAAUCGUCAGGUAUCAAAAUUGACAUCGGUUUUAUCAGCAGGAACUGAAAAAAUUAUGGAACGUUGCAAAUUUUGGCCAAAUUGUUCCUUGCAAAGCUGUUUAUACAUUCAUCCAAGUAAACCAUGCAGCAAUUUUCCGAAAUGUUCUUUUGGUGAUCGAUGUAUUUAUAUUCAUCCACAGUGCAAAUUUGAUCAAAUGUGUCUUAAUCCAAACUGCUGUUAUGCACAUACCAAAAAGACAACAGCAAAUGUAACGGCCGCAGUAGCAGUAUCAAAUGAUGCUACUACAGCACAAGCGUCUUUAAAUCCACUGCCAAUACUACCAUUAUCCUCUGUGCUGAAAGUUCCAUGUAAGUAUGGUGGAAAAUGUGCAAACUCGAGCUGCAGUUUCAAGCAUCCAAAGCUCUGUCGUUUUGGUGAUCAUUGUAAGAAUCGCGCUUGUUAUUUUUGGCAUCCGAAAGCCAGUGCGAUCGCAGUUCUCGGUAUGACAGGAGAAAAGUAUCGAUGGAAAGCUCCAAAUUUGGUUUCAACAUAA
Thelazia callipaeda (thelaziosis nematode) is the source of this 2397-nucleotide messenger RNA. Lineage: Eukaryota; Metazoa; Nematoda; Chromadorea; Rhabditida; Thelaziidae. The record is from the annotation of a GenBank genome assembly.